CCGUCAUGUGGUUGCACCGCGUCCCCGCCGCCAUCGCGGCCCUUCGGGGCUACGGCACCGCGGGGAGGCGGCUGCUGCUGCGGCAGCUCUUCGAGCCUUCCUCCUCCUCCUUCACGUAUGUGCUGGCGGACGCGGGCUCGGGUGACGCUGUCAUCAUCGACCCCGUGCUGGAGACGGUGCCCAGGGACACGCGGCUGCUGCGGGAGCUGGGGCUCAGCCUGCGCUACGCAGUGAACACCCACUGCCACGCGGAUCACGUGACCGGGUCUGGUGCGCUGCGCGCGGCGCUGGGGUGCCGCAGCGCCAUUUCGCGGGAGAGCGGCGCAAGCGCGGACGUGCUCCUGCGCGAUGGGGACGAGCUGCGCUUCGGAGCCUUCGCGCUGCAGGCACGUGCCAGCCCCGGGCACACGGCCGGGUGCUUGACGCUGGUGCUGGACGAUGAAUCCAUGGCGUUCACCGGGGACGCGCUGCUCAUCCGGGGCUGCGGCCGCACCGACUUCCAGCAGGGCUGUGCCCGCACCCUGUACCGCUCCGUGCAUGAGAAGAUCUUCACCCUCCCCGAUGAGUGCCUGGUCUACCCCGCGCACGACUACAAUGGGCACACGGUGUCCACGGUGGGGGAGGAGCGGCGCCUGAACCCCCGCCUCACGCUGAGCCCCGACGCCUUCGUUGCCCUCAUGGAGGGGCUGCAGCUGCCCCGCCCCCGACGCAUGGACGAGGCUGUUCCAGCCAAUCUCCGCUGCGGGAUCCAGGAUGAGCCUGUUUAGCCCCGCCCCC
Pezoporus flaviventris is the source of this 777-nucleotide messenger RNA. It is a transcript of the gene ETHE1, whose product is annotated as ETHE1 persulfide dioxygenase. The record is from RefSeq and is a predicted model, not a curated record. Gene Ontology annotation, biological process: hydrogen sulfide metabolic process; glutathione metabolic process. Gene Ontology annotation, molecular function: sulfur dioxygenase activity. Lineage: Eukaryota; Metazoa; Chordata; Aves; Psittaciformes; Psittacidae.